AUGGCCGUCAUUGCUGGAUCAUCCCAAAGACUUCGAGAGUGCGGGAGGCAAGGCGCCCUUCCAUGGACUCCCUUUUGGGUCUCUACCAAGCCAUUUGGAACCCCACUUGGACCUUAUUUCACUACUUGGGCUAUUACUGCCCUUGUGAUUCUUGCUAUCCCAUUUGGUGAUGCCUUCAAUUACGUGAGUGACCUUGGUGUCUAUCCGGGUGCGGCUUUCAAUUUUGCCAUGGCCGUGGGGCUCUACGCUGUGCGCUGGCGCCGCAGGCGUGCAAACCUCCCUGCUCCCGAGUUCAAGGCUUGGCAUGUUCUUGUUGUUUUCAAUAUUCUGGUCCAGUUGUUUGUGAUUAUCAUGCCUUGGUAUCCUCCCGAGGGUGGAAUGUACGCUGUCGAUGUCAGCUUCUGGUAUGCCACAUAUGUCGUGACAGGCAUCGGAAUUCUCAUCUCAUGCGGUGUGUACUAUUAUUUCUGGGCAUUCCUGCUACCAAAAUGGAAGGGCUACAGGCUGCGAUCAGAAGCCGUCAUUCUGGAUAACGGUGUUCAAAGUCAUGAGAUCAGAAAGGUCCCGAUUGGUGAGCUGGAUGAGUAG
Molecule: messenger RNA, 588 nt
Organism: Fusarium musae
Lineage: Eukaryota; Fungi; Ascomycota; Sordariomycetes; Hypocreales; Nectriaceae
Exons: 4
Coding region: 1-588 (195 amino acids)
Biological process (GO): amino acid transmembrane transport
Cellular component (GO): membrane
Molecular function (GO): L-amino acid transmembrane transporter activity
Source: RefSeq, a predicted model, not a curated record